AGUUAAAAUCGAGCUACAGAGUCUGAAGCGAUGCCGAAACGACCAGCGACGCACUUUGUGAUGCCCACUACUCCCUUCCUCAGCCCCCAGAAGACGAAGUUCAUAGGAAAACAAUGGCAAAAGGAGGAAGAAGAACAGACCCUGGACUGAGGGUAGGGGAAGAACAGCUGUUCUGGUCGUCUGGUGCGAUGGAAACACCGACAAGACAAGAUCGCGUGAAUGGGAAUGGGGCCUGUUCCACCUCUGCCUGCUGUUCUCGCGCCAGGAGCACAUUGGGCCGCAUCUCGACCGAGUACAGCGAGCUGGGAGCCGGGAGCUCAUAUUCGACCAGGAGACGAGACGCCUCUCCUGGAUGGCAACAAGUGUCAGGUACUGGUUGGCAGCUAGGACUACGUGUGCUGGAGGGACUGAUCAAGACGGGCCAGAGCCGGAGCCUCGCCAAGGACGUGCCCUGCAUCCCCCCCAGCUACGACAGACAGCCCGAACGUACCGCUGCCGGUGUCCAGCAAGAAUAUCCGUGCCCAGGUGAAGCUCCCUCCCUAUUCAACUGUGUUCUACAACGUUGCCUCUUAGUUUCCUGGGCGAACUCGCUGAAGCCUCGCAACAUUGCCGUGCAUGCCAUGAAGCGCCUGUUCUUCUGGACAGAUGUCGGCAGUCAUUAUGCCAUCAUUCCGAGUCGCCCGAGUCGAUGGCAAUGAGCUUGUGGAGCUGGAAGGAGUCACGGCCCUGGCCCUGUACCAACAGUCCGAUAUACCAUGCGUAUCGAAGUUAUAAACAUCAAUGGAAUGAACAAGAGAUACACAUUGUCGGCUAGGGGGAUUUGUGUACUGGCUGGACGACAAGACCGGACUGGAGAGGAUCACUGUCAACGGAGAGCGUCGUUCCGUGGAGAUGCAUCGUCUGUCGCAGUUCACCGACAUCCGGGCCGUGUGGACGUUUCCACAACUGCAUAGCCAGCGGGGUGACACGCAGUACUCACGACGUUUGCUCGUGCCCCAAGCAUCUGAUGCUACUGGAGGACUAGGAGAACUACGGCGUGUAUCCGGCCAGAUAAUUUUAGUAGUGACAUGAACAACGUCUGUAUAUCCGCCUUCUGGCGCUGUGACGAAAGGACUGCCCGGCGGAUCACUUCAGCUGACAGUCAGCCGAGGGCAGCGACAAGGCUCUGAUCUACCAUGGUACCACCUUUAACAACUGAGACAAUGUCCACAAUGAGGCCGACUGCUGCAAGCGGCCAGAAGACUUUCAGUGUCCCAUCAACAUGGUGAGUGGAAAGACACGAUAUCUGCCUAAAUUCUUAAACUAAUAAUAUCCUACCUAUAUCGGCCGCCCGGCUCUGAGAUGGCUGGCAGGACUGCGCCAAUGGUGCAGACGAUUCGUUCGACGCAUGGCCCGGCAAGAGCCACACCGAGCCAAUGUAUCGAGCUCUAUGGCUCCAUCGAAGAAAAUAAAUAAAGCAGUAAGCAUAGCCAAAAAUAAUUUAAAAUCACUGCACACUGAUAUUCUUCUCGCAGGGAAGCACGCCGUCAAGCACUCCCUUUUAAAGACUUU
Molecule: messenger RNA, 1551 nt
Organism: Drosophila pseudoobscura
Lineage: Eukaryota; Metazoa; Arthropoda; Insecta; Diptera; Drosophilidae
Exons: 2
Coding region: 114-698 (194 amino acids)
Source: RefSeq, a predicted model, not a curated record